This is a messenger RNA of Xenia sp. Carnegie-2017, 756 nucleotides long. Its product is annotated as putative nuclease HARBI1. The record is from RefSeq and is a predicted model, not a curated record. Bases 1 to 756 code for a protein of 251 amino acids. The transcript has a single exon. Lineage: Eukaryota; Metazoa; Cnidaria; Anthozoa; Malacalcyonacea; Xeniidae.
AUGUACAGUUUCAGAAUAUCAGUUUCAUCUAUUUCAAAAAUUGUACCUGAGGUCUGUGAAGCUUUGUAUAAUGUGCUGAAGGAAGAAUAUUUAAAGCCACCCACAACAAAGCAACAAUGGUUACACAUUGCUGAUGAAUUUAAGUGCAAAUGGCACUUUCCCCAUGCAGUUGGCAACAUUGAUGGUAAACAUAUCAACUUGCGUGCACCUCCAACCUCAGCCCCUGAGUACUUUAACUAUAAAAAACAUUUUAGCAUAGUCCUCUUGGCUAUUGCAGAUGCAAAUGCUAAAUUCAUCUCAUUUGAUCCUGGAGCCCCUGGCAACCAGUCAGAUGGAGGAAUUUUUAAAGACAGUCACCUUAAAAACAUAUGCAAGACAUGCUAUUUCCCACAAGCUGAAGAACUAAGAGAUACAUUAUUGCCUAUACCUUACUUUCUGCUUGGAGAUGAGGCAUUUGCUUUGAAUGAAAAUCUAAUGAAGCCAUAUCCACACCAGACUGCAAUAGGUGAUGAGAAAGUUUUUAACUAUAGACUUUCACGAGCACAAAGAAUUGUCGAAAAUGCAUUUGUAUUGAUGUGUAGUCGAUUCAGAUGUGGAUUCCGAUGUCUUUUGAGAACAUUGGAGUUGGAUGUUCCAAAUGCAAUGCAGGUGGUGAGGGCCUGUAUGGCACUGCAUAACCUUUUGAUAAGUCAGAAGGACCAGGGUCAGGAAAGGAAAUGUUGUGAAUGGUUCUUGGAGAACACAAUUAGGCAAUGA